CCGAACAUUUCGACCCGGCUAUUUGGUGCUACACGAAAAUAUUGUUUUGCAUUAUGACUGCAUUUGAGGAAAUGGGUGUCCUACCUGAAAUAGGUCAGGCAUUGGAAGAACUUGAUUGGACCCUUCCAACUGACGUGCAGUCUGAAGCCAUUCCGCAGAUCCUUGGGGGAGGAGAUGUCCUCAUGGCUGCUGAAACUGGAAGUGGAAAGACUGGAGCUUUUUGUCUACCAAUUUUACAAAUUGUCCAUGAAACACUAAGAGAUCAAAGAGAAGGGAAAGGCCUUGGUCAAAGUCGUGGUCCUAAGUCUGUUUCAGGUGGUGGCAAAUGGAAAAUGAAUAUGUUUGACAGGGGAGAUGCUAUGGCCAUUGACCCGGAAGGUUUGCUCUGUCAAGCAAGGGACCCGUCUGGUUGGCAUGGAACACGAUCCAACAAGGGUGUUACUGGGAAAGGUUUAUACUUCUAUGAAGGCACGGUCACAGACGAAGGACUGUGUCGACUUGGCUGGUCGACCGGGAAGGCGAGUCUUGACUUGGGGACGGAUCGGUUUGGAUUCGGCUUUGGAGGCACUGGGAAAAAGUCGUAUGGGAAACAGUUUGACUCAUAUGGCCAGUCUUUUGGUGUAAAUGAUACCAUUGGAUGUUACCUGGAUCUUAAUAAUGGUGAAAUUAAAUGGGCAAAAAAUGGAGUGGACCUCGGGAAAGCAUACGACAUUGCAGAAAAUAUAAGACAAGAAACGUUCUAUGCAGCUGUUGUUCUCAAGAAUGCAGAAAUUGAGUUUAAUUUUGGAGACACACCAUUUAAGUAUCCACCAAAGGGAAAUUAUGCUGCUCUGAGUUCUUGUCCGAAGGAUUGUCUGAUUGACUCGCGCAUAGUGGCACACAGCGCAGUCAAUGCUAAGCCAGCGCCUAAUGCUCCUCAGGCCAUCAUUAUUGAGCCAUCCAGGGAGUUGGCUGAACAGACACUGACCCAGUUGCAGAAGUUCCAGAAGCAUCUUACUAAUCCUACCAUCCGAACGCUACUCAUUAUCGGUGGAAUCAGUGCUAAAGAACAGAUGGAUGCUCUAGAGAAAGGAGUUGACAUUGUCUGCGGUACGCCUGGAAGAUUAGAAGACCUGAUUUCCACCAGUAAGCUGGCAUUGCAUCAGAUUCGAUUCUUUGUUCUAGACGAAUGUGACGGUCUUCUCUCUCAAGGCUACACAGGUCUCAUCACCCGCCUACACCAACAGAUUCCAAAAGUGACGAACGAUGGCAAGAGAUUGCAAAUGGUGGUGUGUUCUGCAACACUUCACUCCUUCGAUGUGAAGAAAAUGGCAGAAAACCUGAUGUACUUUCCGACCUGGAUCGACCUCAAAGGUCAGGAUGCCGUGCCUGAGACCGUGCAUCAUGUGGUUUGUUUGGUGGACCCACGAAAAGACACUUCUUGGAAAAACCUUCGCCAACACAUCACAACUGACGGUGUCCAUCAGAAAGAUAGUCUGGAUGGGUCAAGUGCAGAGUCUGUGUCGGAGGCUGUGAAGAUUCUCAAGGGAGAGUACUGCAUCCGGGCGAUCAAAGAACACAAUAUGGAUCGCGCACUGAUUUUCUGCCGGACUAAACUGGAUUGUGACAAUCUCGAGCAGUACUUCAUGAGAGUGGGAGGUGGCAGCCUCUCUUGUGUGUGUCUGCACAGUGAUAGGAAACCACCGGAGAGAAAGGCCAACCUCCAGAAAUUUAAGGACAGCAAAGUGAAGUUUAUGAUUUGUACUGAUGUUGCGGCAAGAGGUAUUGAUGUGUCAGGAGUUCCUUAUGUGAUUAACGUGACUCUUCCUGAUGAGAAACAGAAUUACAUUCAUCGAAUUGGUCGGGUCGGCAGAGCGGAACGAAUGGGACUUGCCUUCAGUCUUGUUGCAAGUGUCAAAGAAAAGGUGUGGUAUCAUUCCAAUUGUAACACAAAGGGACGUGGCUGUUACAACACAAACCUUACAGAUCAUGGUGGCUGUUGUAUUUGGUAUAAUGAACCGCAGUUGAAGUCUGAUGUGGAGGAACACCUUGAUAUCACCAUUGAUCUUGUCGAACCAGACAUGAAGAUUUCCAUCAACGAGUUUGAUGGCAAGGUUACCUACGGACAGAAGCGGAGAAAUAUCGGAAACAUGUACCAAGGUCACGUGCAGAUUUUGGCACCAACCGUUUCGGAACUAGCCCAGCUGGAGAAGAGGGCCCAGUCUUCGUUUAUUGACUUGAAAUACAGAAAGAAGUUCUCACGGACUUGAAGAAACUUUUCCAAAAGGUCCAAAAAGUGUCUACAUUAUGGACACAGAAGCUGCUGUUACUGUCAGCCUUAUUGUUUCGUAAUGAAUAAAAUUUCAAAACAA
Gigantopelta aegis is the source of this 2351-nucleotide messenger RNA. RefSeq names its product ATP-dependent RNA helicase DDX1-like. Gene Ontology annotation, molecular function: ATP binding; protein binding; nucleic acid binding. Lineage: Eukaryota; Metazoa; Mollusca; Gastropoda; Neomphalida; Peltospiridae. The record is from RefSeq and is a predicted model, not a curated record. The coding region runs from base 54 to 2249 and encodes 731 amino acids. The transcript is spliced from 28 exons.